Messenger RNA from Emiliania huxleyi CCMP1516, 1017 nucleotides. RefSeq lists its product as hypothetical. NCBI's taxonomy places the organism in Eukaryota, Haptophyta, Isochrysidales, Noelaerhabdaceae. The record is from RefSeq and is a predicted model, not a curated record. The transcript has a single exon. Bases 1 to 1017 code for a protein of 338 amino acids.
AUGGCGCACGUGCUUAGCGGCGCCUGCCUGGGGAAUAGGGAGCAGGCCAGAUGGUUCCUCAGAGUAGCGCGAGCGCAGACAGGGACGGCGAUCAGCAAAGUGGCACAGGCGGCACCCGACUCCAAGGAUACGCUGAAGACGCUGAGGAUGGCGCAUGUCGCUGCGCUGAAGGGCUCACGCUACAGGGUGCUGGACGAGGACGGGUACGAUACACUAGCCCCCGCAGUCGGGGGGGUGUUGCCAGCACUGGUAGAUGACCUCUCGGAGAAGAGCCGAAGGGACCUUGGCACCGGGGUCACGAGGAACCUGCAAGUCGUGGCCGAGGCGGCGACGGGAGCGGUGCAGAGGUGGAUACAGCUCAAUGAUGAGGCUACGGCGCGCAUAAUGAAGAGAGAGGAACACAUCGAGUGGCUGAGGAAGCUCUUCGCUGGGUGGAAGGAGGCCCGCCCGGCCUUGAGGGAGUCGCGGAGGAGGAGGGAUAACGGAGGCAACGUGCAGACAGGCCAGCAGCCAGCGGGACGAACGAGGACCGCGACGGCAGCUCAAGCGGGAGGGAGCGGAGACAGUGGGCAGCGAGCGAAGUGGGUGAGACUGAUGAUGCUCCUUCGACUUAGGGAGCGGUUCCGCUGCUGGGCGAGCUUCAGGGUGGUGCUCACGCGAAAAGGAAUCGACGCAAUGUACAAAGCAUACAAGAAGAGGAGAAAGAAGAGGAGAGGCGCCAGUGAUGACGAAACAGAAGCUAGUGCAGACGAGGGCAGGUCAGACCCGGGGACGGCGGAGGCGGACCAGACGGCAUCGACCGCCGAGGGAACGUUGGGAAGAGGCACGAGGAGGGCGGCGACCUCAACCGACUAUGGAGGACCAGUCGCCAGACGACGCAGGGCAGACGACGGUGAGGCGGAGCAGUCGCGCAGGGCGAGACGAGGGAGGGAGCAGGACGUUGCGGAGAUCAGCAGGAGGAUGUACGAAGAGAUUAGGAGCAGCAGGGACCCGAGGGACCAUGUGGAAGACGGCUAG